AUGGCUUCCAUGGCAACCGCACGACGCGCUGACAAACAUCUCCCGCAGGGGGAUACCAGAGACUCCGGCAGGGUCCCAAUGCCCUGCAGAAAGACCCCCCCGCUCAGCAGUGAUGAUGUGGAUCACAGACAGAAAGCUGCUCAGUUCCUCAGGGAAGCCGAGAAGAACAGGAGACAGAUUGAAAAGUUGGAGAAAGAGAUAUCACUGAGUGUCCAGUGCAGGAAGAACGGCUGGACCGAUGUGUGUGGAGACCUUGAAGAGAACGAGAAGGUGCUGGAGGACGAGAGACUUGCAGACAAGAUGAGUCUUCUAAAGGAACUGGUGAAGAUUCAAAACGGUGUGAAGAAGUUUCAGAGAGUGCUCAUAGAUGUGAAACCAACUCCUGAGUUGAUUGAAAGACUGAAGGAAAUAAUGUCCGAGGUGGAAAUCACCAUCAAUGCCCUGAAAGAGGAGCAGCGCUCAUGCCUUGAGGAGCUUCUGAAGGAGGAGAGGACGUGCAGACAGGAGAUCGCUGCUUAUGAGAAGAAGAUUGAAAACUGGAGCCUCCCUCUUAAAUCAGAACCCAAACUACCCACAACUCCCUCUGUUAAAAUCAAACCCCCAGACUGUGGUCUCCCUGCAGAGGUCAGAGCCCUGGAGUCUUACCUGCAGAAGACGGGUGGCCAUUAUGGCGGCUGGGACCAAUAUGACCACCAAGCAUUCCUUAAAGCCUGGACAAAGCAACGUGGUCAUCCAUCAUACAGGAAAGAGGCAAAACUUUACCUCCCCGAUAAAACACUGGAGGAGAUAGAGCAACACGAGGACUGGCAUCAGGAGCUGAUCAAUCUGCAAGACAGAAAGAGAGAGACUAUUCAGCGGUGGAAAGCCAGCAAACAUCGGGAACUACAGAGCCGGAUACAGAGUCAGGAGGAGGCCGUGGAGGCAGAGAGCAGGGAGAGGGAGGCCAAGAGCCAGCAACACAGUUUCAGGGCUGAGGAGGAAAAGAGGGAGGCACAACGACUGGAGGAGUGGAGGGAGAAGAAGAGAUGGAAGGAGGAGCAGGAGGAGGAGCAGAGACUGACUGAGGAGAUACAAAAGAGGACACGGGAAAAGGAGGAGCGUCGCCGGCAGCCGGAUGUGAAGUUGGCAGUUGAGGAGCAGCUGCGACUGAGGAGAGAGGAGGAGCAAGAGCAGGGGAGGAGGAGGAGAGAGGAGGAACAGAGGGAGAUGGAUGAGAGGAGAAGGGAGGCGGCAAAGGGGAUCAGACGCUUUAAUGAAAGGGAUAUUCACAAGUUAGAGGAAAAGCUUCAUACGAAACAGCUGAGGGAAAAAGAGGAAGAGGAAAGACAGAGGAGAAUCUCCGUUUAGUUGAAGUAGAAGGUUGAUUGUCACGCCAGCAGAGACCCCUCCAGGCUCACGUGUCCCACUAAGGGAUGGGAGGAGCUAAUGAAACACGUUGGACCUCCGGGAGAAGGACCAGUGCUGCACAUGUCUCAGAGAGCUGUUCCCACUUGGAGACAAGGCCUGUGA
Limanda limanda (common dab) is the source of this 1509-nucleotide messenger RNA. RefSeq names its product coiled-coil domain-containing protein 112. The transcript has 14 exons. The record is from RefSeq and is a predicted model, not a curated record. Lineage: Eukaryota; Metazoa; Chordata; Actinopteri; Pleuronectiformes; Pleuronectidae.